Molecule: messenger RNA, 880 nt
Organism: Pelodiscus sinensis (Chinese soft-shelled turtle)
Lineage: Eukaryota; Metazoa; Chordata; Testudines; Trionychidae
Source: RefSeq, a predicted model, not a curated record
AUGGUAGUUACAGCAGAUGAUAAACGAGCCGUUUGCCAGGAGCCCUGCAGGGUGUGUGUGUGUGUGUGGGGAGUGUCUGUCCAUGCCCAGGGGUGCUUCAAUGUGUGUGUGGGGGGGAAUCUGUCUGUGCCCUGGGGGGCCACAAAUGAGGACCUGCCCCUGCCCUGUGCAGGGCGCUGCGAGGCCAUACGAAUGCUGCUGGCCGACCAGGAGCAGGAGUGGAAGGAGGAUGUGGUGACCAUGGAGCUGUGGCAGAAGGGAGAGCACAAGAAAUUAACCUGCCCAAGCCUCGGUGCUGGAGGGCUGUUCGGGCAGCUGCCCAAGUUUCAGGACGGAAACGUAACCCUGUACCAGUCCAACGCCAUCCUGCGGCACCUGGCCAGGAGCUUCGGGCUGUAUGGGAAGGACCAGCAGGAGGCGGCGCAGCUGGACAUGGUGAAUGAUGGGGUGGAAGAUCUGCGCCUCAAAUACGCCCAGCUCAUCUACCAGAACUAUGUGAGCCAGGGCAGAAUCUGCAUCGGGCAGGAGGCCAGAGGGGGCGCACCCCUGCAGAGUGGGGGCAGGGAAUGGGGCAGCUCCAGCACUGGGGGUGGGGGGGUGUCUGAUUUCAAGAAGGAUGGGGUUGGAGAUGAGAUCUCUUUUGCAGACUAUAACCUGGUGGAGCUGCUGCGGAACCACCUGGUCCUGGCACCCGGCUGCCUGGCCUCCUUCCCUCUGCUGGCGGCUUACGUGGAGCGGGUGGCUGCCCGGCCCCACCUACACACCUACCUGCAGUCGACCGCCCACCGCGACCGGCCCAUCAACGGCAAUGGCAAGCAGUGACCUGCGUGCACUGACAGAGGGGCCGCCCUGUGGCACAAUAAACAGCUACUGGACCAGA